GGCCCGAGGGCGGAGUCCGGCGGGCGCGGCCAGAGCGGGCGGAGGCUCCGGCGCGGCGCUCCAUCCGGCCACUGACGCGAUGCCGGCUGCAGCGGGCGGGGCGGCCGGGCCGGCGGGGAUGUGACAGGCGGCCCUUCGCCCACCUGCGGUCCUUGCGCCCUCAGGUCUCCGGCGAGCCGCCUGGGCCGCGCAGAGGAGGCAGAGCGGAUCGGAGCGGAACUCCACUCUGAAGGAGGGGAGAAAGAAAGAACAAGUUUCAGAGAGUUACCAAGGUGGACCAAGAUUCUGUCAAAUUUUAAGAACAAAUGUACUUUAUAGCUCAUGGAAGAAAAAACACAAAUCAAGACAUAUUUGGGUUCCAAGUUGCCAAAGUAUGGAACAAAAUCUGUAAGAAGUACACUGCAGCCAAUGCCAACUGGGACACCUGUUAAUUUAUUGGGAACUUCCAAAACUAGCAGCAUCAAAAGUUACAUAAAAAAUAAUGGCUCUGAUUGUCCAUCAUCCCAUUCAUUUAAUUGGAGAACAGCAGCUAAAUACCAGCUUAGUGCACCAAGUGCUGAGGAACCUAACGAUACUCAAAGUUCACAUGAUAAAGUAAUUGAUCCUGCAAAACAUCCACCUGCUCAAGGAAUGUUUGCUAAAAAUGGGAUAAAGGGAGAUAUGAAAGGUGUUUCUUUUCCAUCAAACUUAGCAAAGCCAUCUACCAUGUUUGUGUCAUCUACAGAGGAAUUAAAACAAAAGUCUUUGUCUGGACCAUCCAGUUUGGGUAAAUUCACCAAAGGCACAAUAUUAGGAAGGACUUCAUAUUCUCUAGUCAGUGCUCCAACAUCGCAGUUGAGUGGGUUUUAUGUAAAUCGAUCAGCUAGUAGCAUACAGAGGCCUAGAGCAAACUCCUGUGCUACCAGAAGCAGUUCUGGAGAAAGCUUAGCACAAUCCCUAGAUAAUAUUAAAUCUCUUACUUGUGAAAAAAUGGUAAGGUCACAGAGUUUUUCACAUUCCAUUCAGAAUUCAUUCUUUCCACCUUCAUCUAUAACCAGAUCACAUUCCUUCAAUAGAGCUGCAGAUCUUAAGCCUUAUCAGAAUCAACAUCUACCCAUUAGAAUACCUCUGAGGACAAGUAUGCUAACAAGAAAUUCCCAGCAGUCUGAACUUCUCAAUGGGCAUGAACAUUUAGGGUAUGGAUUUAAUAGGCCUUAUGCUGCUGGUGGAAAGAAGUUGGCGUUAUCAAAUGGCCCAGGUGUAGCUUCCACUGGGUAUAGGAUGGUCCAUCCCUCUCUACUGAAAUCUAGCAAAUCUCCAUUUUCUGGGACUAUCACAGUUGAUGGUAAUAAAAAUUCACCUGCUGGCACAUGUGUAGAGGAAGAUACUGAACUUUUGGCUAAGGACAGAGCUACCAACAAGGACCCAGGACUAAUUGAAAAUAAUAGUGAUAGAACAGAAAAUGGCCAGACCAUGAAGCAUGAUGCUAAAAUUAGAUACCUGAGUGAUGAUGUGGAUGACAUUUCCUUAUCUUCUUUGUCAUCUUCUGAUAAGAAUGAUUUAAGUGAAGACUUUAGUGAUGAUUUUAUUGACUUAGAAGACUCCAACAGAGCUACAGUAAUUCCAGAGGAAAAUUCUCACAAAGAAGAAAAACAUAAAAAUACACCACCAAUGGAUAUAUUUGGUUCCCCCACGGAAAAUGAAAAAUCCUUCAGUAAAGCUGAUGAGUGGAUGGAUAAAAGUGUUUCUGACAGGAGUGAAGGUACAAAACAUACUUCUGGGAGUAACUUGGUUUCACCAGAUACGGAUUUCAGAGCUGGUUCUUCAUUUGAACUCUCUCCAUCUGAUAGCUCUGAUGGAACAUACAUGUGGGAUGAAGAGGGCUUGGAGCCCAUUGGAAAUGUCCACCCAAUUGGGAGCUAUGAGUCCUCCGAAAUGAAUAGCAUAGAUAUUCUGAAUAAUCUUGAAUCAUGUGACCUGGAGGAGGAUGACCUUAUGCUUGAUGUGGAUCUGCCUGAGGAUGCAUCUCUUGAAAAUGUGGAGUGUGACAAUAUGAAUCGCUUUGAUCGAUCAGACAGAAAUGUUCGGCAGUCGCAAGAAGGAUUUUGGAAAAGGUCACCCCAGAGGUGGAGUGGACAGGAACAUUACCCCCUCAGUCAUCCUGACCGCUAUCAUCACCAUGGAAAAAGUGACUUGAGCAGAGGCUCUCCCUACAGAGAAUCUCCUUUGGGUCAUUUUGAAAGCUAUGGAGGGACCCCCUUUUUCCAGGCUCAGAGAAUGUUUGUAGAUGUACCUGAAAACACAGUGAUACUGGAUGAGAUGACCCUCCGGCACAUGGUCCAGGAUUGCACUGCUGUAAAAACUCAGUUACUCAAACUGAAACGUCUGCUACAUCAGCAUGAUGGGAGUGGAUCAUUGCAUGAUAUCCAGCUAUCAUUGCCAUCUAGCCCGGAACCAGAAGAUGGCCAUCAACUAUACAAGAAUGAAGAUUUAUUAAUUGAAAUAAAACAACUUAAAGAGGAAAUAAAGAAAAAAGAUGAAAAAAUCCAACUAUUAGAACAUCAGCUUGCAACACGGUGUAACUGCCACCAAAAAUCUAAAGAAGAAAAAUGCACAUAUGUCGAUAAAUAUACCCAAACCUCCUGGAGAAGAAUUCCUCCUCAAGUACUACAGCCUUCCAGCAGCCUUCCCAGACCCACAGACCCCGCCCUGGGAAAACUAACAAGAUGGCAGCCUCGCGAGGACCGCAGUGAGCACGUGGCCCAGAGCGCGCGUCCCGGGGCCACACGUCGCCAUGACAGCUUUGCACAGGACUCGCAGCAAGAGCGCAGCGGUGGCCUGGAAGGCCCCCCUUUCUCUGCCAGCCCGCAGCUCGCUGAGGAGGUGGCUGAGAGUGCGCCUUCCAAAGCAGGCUGGGACGUGGCCAUGGAUGCUCCAGAGCCUUAUCGUUUGACAAAUAAUCCCAUUAAAGACAUGCAGGUGGUACCCACUUCUUCUCAAACACUCACCCCAUCGAGUGCGGGAGACCAGGCUAAGAGAGGGGAAAGAAACCAGUCUUUACCUGACGACGACACAUCUCAGCUCAAAUCCGUGCAGCUUCUGAAGCCAUCCAACUUGAGUUCUUUGGUACCUACUUCAGUUCCUGAAUCAUCGCCAAGUAAGAACUCGCCAGUAAUUGCACCAUGUAAUUCAGCAAAAAUUCAGCUAACAUCUAGUCAAACAAAUCUUGUAAAUAAUCUAAAUCCACGAGCAUCUAAGCUCCGCCCUCCUUCUGGCUCUUUCAAACAAAAACAAAUAAGCAACCCCCGACCAGAGCCUCAAAACUUCCAGGCCAAGACAAGCAUCCCCAGGCCAUUGGCAAGAAGGAAAGAAAUCAUGCAGAAUCCCAAUGGCAAUUUGAAUUCUGGGGAUUGUCUAUCAUCUAAUCGAUAUUCUCGUCUUCCCAAACCAAAGAUACACUAAGUACAUAGCCAUCACCUGCCAACAUGUCUUUUAAAAAAACACCUGUAAUCACUUUACAUGCAGUUUGCUGCCAUGGUGGAGGUUCCAUUAAAAGCUUGCGAAUCUUAAAACAUUAAAACAUGGAAUCUUCUACUCGUUUGGGCUCUUCCAUUCUAUGUCCUGGUCGAAGCACACAGCAGUGAAGUGUAAUUGUCUUAGGUGAGCAUUAGCUUUCCCGUCAGAGGCCCACAGCGGCUCGCCUGUGGCCACUGCCGGCCACCAGGAAAGGCGCAGCCCUCCGGAGCUGGCAAGACAGGCCCGUGGCGCCCUCGUCCCUUAGGUCUGUAUUGGUGUGGUCAGAGCCUCCCUCUUUUUCACUAGCCCCUUGUGAACAGGGUUGGUUUUUAAGUGAAGAUCUGCUGGUAAUGGGAGGCGGUAGGUAGUCUGUACACAGAGUUCUGGAAAGUUCUAUAAGAAAGCUCUAUGAUGAGGCGUGGCCUUCAGUGGAGAGCUGUGAGUUCUGUCUUUCCUUGCUAGGAUCAGCAGGCUGCUCUCAAUAUUAACUUACCGAGUGCCCAGGCUAAAAUGUUUCAUAGGCUGUAUAAACCAAUUACCUACAUAUCACUCUAACAUUUUGUUCAUACGUGCACACCACUGUGUUUGCUUUUGGUACUUGAUAAAUUCUGGAAAGCUUAAGACAUCUUGAAACCUAUAUCCUAAAGGUAUAUUCACUUGUAACGUUGGUGCUAGAGUUUUGCUGGUAAUUCAGGUUUGGACUCUAGAGGCUUAUGCAUUCAUGGUAACUGUUUUAAAAUCCUACAGCGUAUAUUUUAAAUUAAGUCUUUAUUGUAAAGUCAUUUAUUGACUUUAUGCUAAUAUUUGAAGACCAGAAUAAUGGACUUGAAAUAUUUGCACAAAAUUUGGAUGGGAUAUAAAUACCCCAUGCAUAGGGAGUUAGACUAUUUUCUGUAGCAAAAAAGGCUAAACUAUGUUGGAAAUAAUGGUAAAUGGAAGUAGACCUUCUUGAGAAAGCUGGAGUGCACAGCGCUUCUGCUGAGUUUUCAGGGCCCCUUUAUGUUGGUGUGUAUUUGAAUGUCAGUUUCUUAAAAAGUAGGUUUGGGAGAGAAAUGGAACUAGAGAGUGGGAACUGUGUCCUGUGAAAGGUGUGAAAGGGUAUUUCAGGGGCAGUGCCCCAGGAAGAGAGCUGGGGACGCGGCCCAGAGCGCCACCUCUCCAGUGUGCGCGUCCGACACUCCUGCUCUCCAGGUCAUGGCGUCCGGAGGGGUCCUGCGUGGCUCCGGCUAGUUCCUGUCUUUCGGAGAGAUGGGCUUUCUCGGAGUAGAUUUUGGUUGUGAUCAGCUGACCAAAAAUGUAUCAAAAGGGGUUCUUAGCCACUCAGAUUUCUAGAGAUUCUUUUUUAAAAUGUACACAUGUGAAAUUGCCCCUUUUUAGAGAAAUAACAGCAGUACUUCAGUGUAAAUUUUAAAAAUGUUGAUUGAUUACUACCAUUUUGAGGGUUCUUCCCGUAGAGUUUCAGUGACUCUGCCCUUCGCCGGGGACAAACCAUUCUUUGACUUGGUAGCAGGUGACGCCAUACUCUCAUUCGGCAGCACUUGUGUAGGAGAAACACUAAAGUUCAGAAACUUUUCGCAUUGUCCAGAAGGCGUUUGUAUCUAGACGCCGCAGCAAAGCUCUGUGUGUGCGCAGACGAGCAGUGGUGGCUGCAGCUGUGCGUGGGCACAGGCGCUCCUCCGUUUGGAAGGAGCAGGAAAGCGGGCCUCGUGUUAUAAAUGGGUGUUAUUACACUACAGAGCUGGUCCCCAAAACGUAUACACCCGUGAGCUGGUGGCUCACGGAGUUUUCCCUCCUUUCAGAUUUAACUGAUUUGAAAUAUAGUGCAGGGUGAGGCCAGAUUAAGCUUUGAACAAAUAAAAUUUAUCCUAAAAUGCCACUAGACUUUUAAUGAGGAUUUAAAAAAGAUAAAGCUUGCAGUCAACAAAUUGGGGGCGCACAAACAUCAAACAAAAUUAUUCUUGAUGUUUGCUUCCCGUUGUCAGCAGUGCCUGGACCAAACCAGUCAUCAGUUUGAAAAUAGGCAUUAACAAAAAAAAUAUUCCUGUAGAUUAUUUUAAAUUUUGAAAGUGGACUGUAUGUUAAGUAAACACUGACUUUAUAGUAAUUCAAAAUGUAUGUACACUUUGGGGGACACACUGUAUUCCCUACAUACCGCAUCCUGAUGAGUCAGUAGGCUUGGCUGACUUGGGAGUUGAUAGGCACACCGUGAGAGGGUGGCUCUUUGGGAAGGACAGUGAUGGCCCUGGAAGGCCGCAGGAGGAGGGGAGACCCCGUGGAGGUCGUGGGCUGAGUGCGGAGCGGAGCGGAGCAGGUGCUGAGGACGGCAGGCGCUCAUCUCUCACUCAGGCAUCCGCCCAGCAUCGGAGCCGACCUGCAGCCGGAGAACAGCAGACUCUGUGUCACAGUCAUUAGUAGGCCUUUAUCUUUAAGUGAAAAGUUUUAAAUUUUUAUAUUAUUUUUAACCCUCUAGUCUGAAGUCUGCAGUUCUUUUAUUUGGAUAUUUUCCUGCUCUUUUUUCUCCCCAAUUAGUAUGCAGAAAUAUGAAUGAACCCAUCAUUUCAAACUCUCUGUACCUCUGUUGAGCCUUAGUUUUGGCAGAAGGCUCAUCAAUAUACUUAUGAAGCAUAAUACAUUUAAGAAAAAAACAUUGAGGAUGCUUGCACAAAACCAACAAAGUAUUUGCCUGUAGUUUUCUUUAAAAUGCAAGAAUAUUGUGUUAGGGUGCUCCUUAGUAAAUGCUAAGUUGGAAAUGAAAUGAGGAUAGAGCUUGCCUGAUUUGGCUUAAUCUCUGUUUAAUGGUUCUGUAUAUCAAUUCUGUAUGUCACUUAAUGCACUUCCUUCUACACACCCAGUGCACUCAGCCUUUACUGAGUAGGAGAUCAGGUCACUUUUAUCUUAGUCCCUGUGCUUUCAGGAAGAUGGUUGCAGUGCAUGAAUUCCAAGUCCUAAGGAAGUUUUCUGGGGAUUGGCUAAGUCACACAUCUGAGAGAGAAGAAUUACUGAGUAUGUGUAGUGCAUACAUCGGCUGUUAACAGGAUGCACGUACAAUUCUUUAGAGAAAGCCUGGCGUGCGGAGUUUAUCCCCCGGGUGCAGAGGGUUGGUGCACUAAAGGACCCUGUCAUUUAGAUGUGAAAGUCAUUAGCGCUUCUAAAGACAGGCCCUCUAACAUUUCUCUCUUGUAGUCUCGAUUUAAUUUGUGCAAUAUUUUCAGGCAUAUAAACUACUGUUUUGUAUUUAUAUAUAAUAGAUAUUAUAUAUUAGGGAACCUAUUAAAUAUUUUAACAAGAAAUAACCUGAAUAUGAAAGAAAAUAUCAGAUUUGCACUUUAAAUGAGCUUAACUGCUUGGAGCUGUGCCUGAAAUAUCUAAAUGCCUCCUAUUGGGAGUGACUUUUUUGUUGGAAUAAAUUUAUCUCUAGCAGUUGCUGUUAGAAGUACAGUUGUUGACAGAAUUACUCCCUCCAUGUGCUACUUUUCUCAUAAAGCACUAACUUCUUUGAGUGUUUAAUUGACCGCUUAAGUAUUUCACUCUGCGUCAACGAGAACAUGACCCUCCUGUGGCUGUCACUUCUAGUCUUCCUGUAGCAGAUGGUGCUGGGCACGGGCACCACCUGUGGAGCAGUUGUCCCCAGGGCACAGAGGAUGGGCUUUGGAAUCCCUGAAUGGGCUUGCGCUGAAGAUCAAGUCUGCAGCACAUUCUGUUCACUGGGAUUACACAGUGUUUCCGUGUUUAUGGGUUAGUUGGGUGGUUGUGUUUGCGUGCCUGUGCACACAUUGAAAUUAAUUACAAGCUGUAAUACAAAUACCUGGUGUUUUCCUUGGGGAUGAUGGCCUUGCUGUUUUUCCUAAUUUUUAUAUUUGAAUUAAAUUACCUAAUUUCCACACCUCCUUUCAGUGUUUUUGCUGCAGGAAUUUGAAAGAAUACAUUUGAAUAAUUGAUUAUGAUGGUGGGUGACAAUCUACAACUAUGCGAUUAAUUAAAGAUACAUCAGAUGUUUUAACUUGAGAAAAAGCUAUCCAUUUUCUCCUUGGUAAAGCAUU
Messenger RNA from Pipistrellus kuhlii (Kuhl's pipistrelle), 7535 nucleotides. It is a transcript of the gene CCSER2, whose product is annotated as coiled-coil serine rich protein 2. Gene Ontology annotation, cellular component: microtubule cytoskeleton. The coding region runs from base 322 to 3441 and encodes 1039 amino acids. The transcript has 11 exons. Gene Ontology annotation, biological process: microtubule bundle formation. Gene Ontology annotation, molecular function: microtubule binding. Lineage: Eukaryota; Metazoa; Chordata; Mammalia; Chiroptera; Vespertilionidae. The record is from RefSeq and is a predicted model, not a curated record.